UUCUCUUGCACCCAACGACUAGAUAGGAUGUGUGAGAGGACUAUGGUGAUUAUACUUAGUUUUUAUGACUUCAAUCAAAAGUUUGUUAUUUUAAAAUAACACCGGAGCGUGUUAUUACUUCUCUGGCAGAGUUUGAGGAAGAAUCUGUCAGAGUUUUUUACUAUGAUUUUAACCGGAGUAGUUAAGAUCAUAUUGCUGUUCUCGGCCAUCUGAGGGAGGUAAAGGCUUCAGAUCAGGGGACAGCGGGCAGAGGAAUCUGCAUUGAGGUAUGUAGCAGUUUUUAUUUUCUGAAUGGAAUUGAUGAGAAAAUCCUGCCAUACCGUUAAAAUGACAUGUAUGUAUACACUUCAGUAUUCUGGGGAUGGUAUUUCACCGGAACUACUCUGUUAAAGGUCACUAAUCCUUUUUAAUAACUAUUUAUCAUGUUAAACGUUUUUGCUGGAAUGUAGAAUCGUUUACAUUGCUGAGGUACUGUGUGAAUAAAUAUUUGGGCAUUAUUUUCCACUUGGCAGUUUUUUGGCUUUAUUUGUGACAGUUUCGUUUCUCUUCACUGCUGUGUGGGAGAGGGAGGGGCCGUUUUGGCGCUCUUUGCUACGCAUCAAAAAAUACCAGUCAGUUACUUUUAUUUUUCCUGCAUGAUCCGGUUCAUCUCUGAUAGAUCUCAGGGGUCUUCAAACUUCUUUGAAGGGAGGUAAAUUCUCUCAGCAGAGCUGUGAGAAUUCUUAUAGUGACUGUGAAUAAAAACGUUGCUUUGUAUUUUUUAUGUCAAAUUUAAUUAUUGUUAUUUUACUAAUGGGAACAAACCUUUGCUAAAAGUUUUGUUGUUUUAAAGUUUGAUGCUAUAACUGUUUUUCAGUUCACUAUUUCAACUGUCAUUUAAUCGUUAGUACCUCUUUGAGGCACAGUACUUUUUUUGCUUGUGUGUUAAACAUGUCUGACUCAGAGGAAGAUAUCUGUGUCAUUUGUUCCAAUGCCAAGGUGGAGCCCAAUAGAAAUUUAUGUACUAACUGUAUUGAUGCUACUUUAAAUAAAAGUCAAUCUGUACAAUGUGAACAAAUUUCACCAAACAGCGAGGGGAGAGUUAUGCCGACUAACUCGCCUCACGCGGCAGUACCUGCAUCUCCCGCCCGGGAGGUGCGUGAUAUUUUGGCGCCUAGUACAUCUGGGCGGCCAUUACAGAUAACAUUACAAGAUAUGGCUACUGUUAUGACUGAAGUUUUGUCUAAAUUACCAGAACUAAGAGGCAAGCGUGAUCACUCUGGGGUGAGAACAGAGUGCGCUGACAAUGCUAGGGCCAUGUCUGAUACUGCGUCACAGCUCGCAGAGCAUGAGGACGGAGAGCUUCAUUCUGUGGGUGACGGUUCUGAUCCAAACAGAUUGGACUCAGAUAUUUCAAAUUUUAAAUUUAAAUUGGAGAACCUCCGUGUAUUACUAGGGGAGGUCUUAGCAGCUCUCAACGAUUGUAACACCGUUGCAAUACCAGAGAAACUGUGUAGGUUGGAUAAAUACUUUGCGGUACCGGCGAGUACUGACGUUUUUCCUAUACCUAAGAGACUAACUGAAAUUGUUACUAAGGAGUGGGAUAGACCCGGUGUGCCGUUCUCACCCCCUCCAAUAUUUAGAAAGAUGUUUCCAAUAGACGCCACCACUCGGGACUUAUGGCAAACGGUCCCCAAGGUGGAGGGAGCAGUUUCUACUUUAGCUAAGCGUACCACUAUCCCGGUGGAGGAUAGCUGUGCUUUCUCAGAUCCAAUGGAUAAAAAAUUAGAGGGUUACCUUAAGAAAAUGUUUGUUCAACAAGGUUUUAUAUUACAACCCCUUGCAUGUAUCGCGCCGAUUACGGCUGCGGCAGCAUUUUGGAUUGAGUCGCUUGAAGAGAACCUUAGUUCAUCUACGCUAGACGACAUUACGGACAGGCUUAGAGUCCUUAAACUAGCUAAUUCCUUCAUUUCGGAGGCCGUAGUACAUUUAACCAAACUUACGGCUAAGAACUCAGGAUUCGCCAUACAGGCACGUAGGGCGCUGUGGCUAAAAUCCUGGUCAGCUGAUGUUACUUCUAAGUCCAAAUUACUUAAUAUACCUUUCAAGGGGCAGUCUUUAUUUGGGCCCGGUUUGAAAGAGAUUAUCGCUGACAUUACAGGAGGUAAGGGCCACGCCCUACCUCAAGACAAAGCCAAAGCGAAGGCUAGACAGUCUAAUUUUCGUCCCUUUCGGAACUUUAAAACAGGAGCAGCAUCAACCUCCACUGCACCAAAACAGGAAGGAGCUGUUGCUCGUUACAGGCAAGGCUGGAAGCCUAACCAGUCCUGGAACAAGAGCAAGCAGGCCAGGAAACCUGCUGCUGCCCCAAAGACAGCAUGAACCGAGAGCCCCCGAUCCGGGACCGGAUCUAGUGGGGGGCAGACUCUCUCUCUUCGCCCAGGCCUGGGCAAGAGAUGUUCAGGAUCCCUGGGCUCUAGAGAUCAUAUCGCAGGGAUACCUUCUAGACUUCAAAUUAUCUCCCCCAAGAGGGAGAUUUCAUCUGUCAAGGUUGUCAACAAACCAGAUAAAGAAAGAAGCGUUUCUACGCUGCGUACAAGAUCUGUUAUUAAUGGGAGUGAUCCAUCCGGUUCCGCGGUCGGAACAAGGACAAGGGUUCUACUCAAACCUGUUUGUGGUUCCCAAAAAAGAGGGAACUUUCAGGCCAAUCUUAGAUUUAAAGACUCUAAACAAAUUCCUAAGAGUUCCAUCGUUCAAAAUGGAAACUAUUCGGACAAUCUUACCCAUGAUCCAAGAGGGUCAGUACAUGACCACAGUGGAUUUAAAGGAUGCUUACCUUCACAUACCGAUCCACAAAGAUCAUCACCGGUAUCUAAGGUUUGCCUUCUUAGACAGGCACUACCAGUUUGUAGCUCUUCCAUUCGGAUUGGCUACGGCUCCAAGAAUCUUCACAAAGGUUCUGGGUGCCCUUCUAGCGGUACUAAGACCGCGAGGGAUUUCGGUAGCUCCGUACCUAGACGACAUUCUAAUUCAAGCUUCAAGCUUUCAAACUGCCAGGUCUCAUACAGAGUUAGUUCUGGCAUUUCUAAGGUCGCAUGGAUGGAAAGUGAACGAAAAGAAGAGUUCUCUCUUUCCUCUCACAAGAGUUCCAUUCUUGGGGACUCUUAUAGAUUCUGUAGAAAUGAAGAUUUACCUGACAGAAGACAGGUUAACAAAGCUUCAAAAUGCAUGCCGCGUCCUGCAUUCCAUUCAACACCCGUCAGUAGCUCAAUGCAUGGAGGUGAUCGGCUUAAUGGUAGCGGCAAUGGACAUAGUACCUUUUGCACGCCUACACCUCAGACCGCUGCAAUUAUGCAUGCUAAGUCAGUGGAAUGGGGAUUACUCAGAUUUGUCCCCUACUCUGAAUCUGAAUCAAGAGACCAGAAAUUCUCUUCUAUGGUGGCUUUAUCGGCCACACCUGUCCAGGGGGAUGCCAUUCAGCAGGCCAGACUGGACAAUUGUAACAACAGACGCCAGCCUACUAGGUUGGGGCGCUGUCUGGAAUUCUCUGAAGGCUCAGGGACUAUGGAAUCAGGAGGAGAGUCUCCUUCCAAUAAACAUUCUGGAAUUGAGAGCAGUGCUCAAUGCCCUUCUGGCUUGGCCCCAGUUAACAACUCGGGGGUUCAUCAGGUUUCAGUCGGACAACAUCACGACUGUAGCUUACAUCAACCAUCAGGGAGGGACAAGAAGCUCCCUAGCAAUGAUGGAAGUAUCAAAGAUAAUUCGCUGGGCAGAGUCUCACUCUUGCCACCUGUCAGCAAUCCACAUCCCGGGAGUGGAGAACUGGGAGGCGGAUUUCUUGAGUCGCCAGACUUUUCAUCCGGGGGAGUGGGAACUUCAUCCGGAGGUCUUUGCCCAAAUACUUCGACGUUGGGGCAAACCAGAGAUAGAUCUCAUGGCGUCUCGCCAGAACGCCAAACUUCCUCGCUACGGGUCCAGAUCCAGGGAUCCGGGAGCAGUUCUGAUAGAUGCUUUGACAGCACCUUGGAACUUCAGGAUGGCUUAUGUGUUUCCACCCUUCCCGCUGCUUCCUCGAUUGAUUGCCAAAAUCAAACAGGAGAGAGCAUCAGUAAUUCUAAUAGCACCUGCAUGGCCACGCAGGACUUGGUAUGCAGAUCUAGUGGACAUGUCAUCCUGUCCGCCUUGGUCUCUACCUCUAAGACAGGACCUUCUGAUACAGGGUCCAUUCAAACAUCAAAAUCUAACUUCUCUGAAGCUGACUGCUUGGAAAUUGAACGCUUGAUUUUAUCAAAACGUGGUUUUUCUGAGUCGGUUAUUGAUACCCUAAUUCAGGCUAGGAAGCCGGUUACCAGAAGGAUUUACCAUAAAAUAUGGCGGAAAUACCUAUACUGGUGCGAAUCCAAAGGUUACUCCUGGAGUAAGGUUAGGAUCGCUAGGAUACUGUCUUUUCUACAAGAAGGUUUAGAAAAGGGUUUAUCAGCUAGUUCAUUAAAGGGACAGAUUUCAGCUCUGUCCAUCUUGUUACACAGACGUCUGUCAGAAAAUCCAGACGUCCAGUCCUUUUGUCAGGCUUUAGCUAGGAUCAAGCCUGUGUUUAAGGCUGUUGCUCCACCAUGGAGUUUAAACUUAGUUCUUAACGUUUUACAGGGUGUUCCGUUUGAACCCCUUCAUUCCAUUGAUAUAAAAAUGUUAUCUUGGAAAGUUCUGUUUUUAAUGGCUAUUUCCUCGGCUCGAAGAGUCUCUGAGUUAUCAGCCUUACAUUGUGAUUCCCCUUAUCUGAUUUUUCACUCAGACAAGGUAGUUCUGCGUACUAAACCUGGGUUCUUACCUAAGGUAGUCACUAACAGGAACAUCAAUCAAGAGAUUGUUGUCCCAUCCUUGUGUCCAAAUCCUUCUUCAAAGAAGGAACGUCUUUUACACAAUCUGGAUGUAGUUCGUGCCCUCAAGUUCUACUUGCAGGCAACUAAAGAUUUUCGCCAAACUUCUUCCUUGUUUGUCGUUUACUCUGGACAGAGGAGAGGUCAAAAAGCUUCUGCUACCUCUCUCUCUUUUUGGCUUCGUAGCAUAAUACGUUUAGCCUAUGAGACUGCUGGACAGCAGCCUCCUGAAAGAAUUACAGCUCACUCCACUAGAGCUGUGGCUUCCACUUGGGCCUUUAAGAAUGAGGCCUCUGUUGAACAGAUUUGCAAGGCUGCAACUUGGUCUUCGCUUCAUACUUUUUCCAAAUUUUACAAAUUUGACACUUUUGCUUCUUCGGAGGCUAUUUUUGGGAGAAAGGUUCUUCAGGCAGUGGUUCCUUCUGUAUAAUGAGCCUGCCUUUCCCUCCCGUCAUCCGUGUACUUUUGCUUUGGUAUUGGUAUCCCAGAAGUAAUGAUGACCCGUGGACUGAU
Molecule: messenger RNA, 5369 nt
Organism: Bombina bombina (fire-bellied toad)
Lineage: Eukaryota; Metazoa; Chordata; Amphibia; Anura; Bombinatoridae
Exons: 2
Coding region: 3079-5286 (735 amino acids)
Biological process (GO): DNA recombination; DNA integration
Molecular function (GO): DNA binding
Source: RefSeq, a predicted model, not a curated record